Microdochium trichocladiopsis is the source of this 1921-nucleotide messenger RNA. RefSeq lists its product as uncharacterized. The transcript has a single exon. Lineage: Eukaryota; Fungi; Ascomycota; Sordariomycetes; Xylariales; Microdochiaceae. The record is from RefSeq and is a predicted model, not a curated record. The coding region runs from base 1 to 1596 and encodes 531 amino acids.
AUGCCACGCCAAGUCCCCGCAGAAAUCCUCCUGCACAUCCUCAGUUAUCUCAUCCCAGACGGGAACGACAUCCCGGACCACCACUAUGCGCGCAUCCAGGUGCAGACCCUCUCGCGCAUGAGUCGAGCGUCCCGCGAGCUACGCCGCAUCGCGGAGCCUAUUCUUUACGGGCAACUGCCUCUGGGCUACCAUACACUGAAGGUACUCGAGACGUUAUGCAGCCGCCCAGACCUAGGCGAACACGUGCGAUCAAUAAGCUACUCCUCGUGGGACUACAACGCCGAGAACUGCGCCACCCUCGAGCGUCUACUAUACGAGCGCAUUAGCCCGCUAAUAAGGGACAAAUACCGCUGGCCGGCGCUCAACCAGUUUCUCAAGCACCUGCUCGACGGCGGGAUCGAUCUGCACUGGGAAGAUAACGGGGGGGUUCUGCCACAGACACUAUUGCUCACGCUGAUCCUCUGCCUCACGCCGAAUAUCGAGAUCUUGAACGUGAACGUGGACGCGCUUGACGACAAAGCCGACGCUCUGUCGCGGCUGUUCGAGUUGUGCGGCCGUUACGUCUGCGGUGUGAUGAGACGAGCGAGAAAAGACGGCGACAGUACGCGGUCCAGCCCAGUGGCGCCCCUACAUAAGCUGCGGUCGCUACAGCUCACGUCCACGACAUCUCAUGGCGAACCCGACAGCUGCAGAAAGAAGAAUGUCUACCCCUUGUUCCUUUUCCCUAGGCUUGAGACGCUGGAGUUGUGCAGCUUCAACUGGGUCGACACUUCUCAGCUUGGUCUCGACGAGGACGGAGAAGAGGAUGAGGACGAGCAGGAAAGCGACGGUGAGGACGAGGACGAGCAGGAAAGCGACGGUGAGGACGAGGAGGACGCCGAUGACGACCGCUGGCCUUCACGCCUAGUGCUCACUUCUGCCGGCUCCCAUCCCAACUUGAAGAGCUUCGCUCUGCUUAGCUGUCUCCCAUCCUCGUUCGCCGGCCUACGCGAGAUGCUGCGUAUCUUCCCCAAUCUCCACACUCUCAUUUGUCACUAUGUUUUCACCGAAUGCCGCGAGGCCAUCAACCUCACCAUGUACGGCAGCGUGCUGCGCGAGUUCGGCCCGCAUCUGCGCCAUUUUGAGCUCGAGCCGGCGGAAGGCGCUGACGACAUUGUCGAAAAGGCCGAUGGGGGCGCCCUCGGAUCGCUGCGCGCCAGACUGACGAGCCUGGAGCAGCUACGUUGUCCUAUUUCUGCGCUGGUAGGAUCGGACGUGGCUUCCGACGAGGACAAUGGCGCUGACUUGGAUUUGUGUUCCUUCUUGCCGCCCAGUCUUCGCUGGUUCUGGACAUCUGUGACCGCCAUAGGGGACGCCAGUGUCCAUUACAAAGCACUCGCCUGGAUGCUUGACGAAGCCGGUAGUGCUGCUGAAAGGAAUGGUCAAGGGAGGUUGCCGGCCCUGGAAUGGGUCAUGGUCGGGAUUCACCGCGACAGUAAAGUGCCCACGUUUGAACCUUGCGGUUUCGAUGUGCUGAGAGUGAGCAAGCGCCACUUCUUGUACAGAAAGAGGUCGGCUGCUCCGGUUCGCAACCCGCCAGGCUGGCGACUCUUCUAAAAGCGAACAGUUGAAACCUCAAGUACAACCCCGAGCACAUAUACGAAGCGAAAUCGUUGGAAUGCGGAAGGUCAUAAUGUUAAUUCCUUAAGUAUAUACUACAAACCGCCCCUACCAGCUACAAACGUAAGUCUCCAUUACUUGCUUAGCGGACCUCGACCCAGCAGUAUGAAUAGACUAUCGGGCCAGUAGCCAAUCAGGCUUGGCGGGCGGCGAUGUGACGCAGUUAAACGGAUUUCCAGGGUCUCUCCAGCCCUGUUAAGCUCCACGGACCAGGGGAAGCCCUGAGAUGUAUGCGGGUCAUUCUCGACGGACCCGAGAAGAU